Messenger RNA from Suillus clintonianus, 2049 nucleotides. RefSeq lists its product as uncharacterized. Gene Ontology annotation, cellular component: nucleoplasm; cytoplasm. Bases 1 to 2049 code for a protein of 682 amino acids. The transcript is spliced from 7 exons. The record is from RefSeq and is a predicted model, not a curated record. NCBI's taxonomy places the organism in Eukaryota, Fungi, Basidiomycota, Agaricomycetes, Boletales, Suillaceae.
AUGUCAGAAGACGGUACGGCUGUUGACCGCACUGCUGCUGACUAUCCACAACAAUUACCCGUUGACACGCAGUCAAGUACGGCUUCUCUUCCCGCGGGGACGGGCUCUAACACAGGGGCUGGUCCACCAACCUCUGAAACAUCUAGUGCCAACUCCGGCUCACUUUCGCCGAGUAGCAUUGAUGUAUUGGGAACGUUACUCAGUGUUGCAGCAGCAGCAACAGCUGCUUCCCUCCUCACAGGCACUUCCGAGCCUAUUUUCUCUUCUGGACUGGCGCCCUUAUCUCAAUCACCAAAUCAGCCCCCUCAAAGUAUGUCCGAUAGACCUCUAUCGCCAACACCCACAGGUGAUGCUGGGCGAAUGCGUCAUGUCUGGAGCAGUUUACGUGAUCGCCUUGGCCUUCGCACACCUGGAAUGGGAACGCCCGGCGCUGAUGAGGGCACAGGUAGACCCAGUCCCCGUGAUGCACGGGAGCUCCUGCUUACGGAGAUGGCUCGGGCUUUCAAUCUGGGCCUUGGUCUAGGAAGACCACCUGUUGUUCCUGGUGUAGCCAACGCCAGCGGGCCCGCAGCGCCCGUAGUUGAAGCAACUUCCGCCAAUGGAGGUGGGACCAGCGACGUUCCCAUUAUGCCACCGCCUGGCAGCUUUGAGCGUUUCCUCAUCGAUCUCCAAUCAGAUCUAAGGGUCGCGCUUGCGCAAGAUAGUGUCCCUAUUGACACUGACGGCGAGGGCAAUGAUGAAGGUGUGGGUGAUGAAAAUGACCAUGAAGGCGAACACCAUGAGACUGAAGACGUGCCGGAUGGCACGAGCGACAACGAGUCUUACGACACCGCCGCAUCCGACAUCGAUGAUAACAUGCCUGAACUUCAAAGCGUUUCUGAUGAGGCGUCUACUAUCUCGGACGCCCACACUGCCCGCGAGAGCCCAGGCACAGCCGAUGACAAUCUAGGACGUAGCGAGCCUGUUCAGACAGACAUGCCAUUUCGCAUACCGCGUAUUUCCCCUGGUUCUACGUCGCGCACUGAGCACACACCUAUCAACUGGUGGCGAUUGUACCGUUUUCCUGCUAUCAGCGCGCCAGCGAGUCGCAGUACACAGGCGCACACGAUUGUACAGCAAGGAUCUGCCCCACAACAACAAUCACACGCAGACGGUGAAGGGGUACAAAAUGCAGGUGCUGCACCAGCGGUUUCGUCUUCUCUUCCUUCUACUCCCUCAGAGAUGUCGGACACUACACACGCAACGCCAGACGCCGACUCGACCGCCGGAGUACCGCCGAGUAACGGAAAUGAACAACGCAAUGUCGUUAUUCCUGUCAUCGUUGUGGGGUUGCAAUCAGUGCACGCGGAACACGAGCGCACCACUGAAGGAGAUAUGAUGGACUUAGACUUUGGCAGUGAAUCUGGGAUGCCUCUACCAACCUCAGCCCCUAUUGCUCCAUCAGAACUCUCGCCCGAGGAUCGACAAUCUCGCGGCCGCUCUUGGCAGUCCCGUGCAGCAGAUGCUAUCAGGAAUUUACGUCCUGGUCGCAGGGCCGCUGUGGCAAGACAGGCAGCGUUAGAGCCCCCUGGCUCUAGAACGUUCCUCAUUUACGUCAUUGGUGGCUAUUAUCCACCCGAUCACCAAAUCAUCACAGGCGGGAACUUGGAUUCGUUCGAAGCAUUGUGGUACCUAGCCGAGUUACUCGGCCAAGUGAAACCACCUACUGUCUCUAAAGAAGAUAUUGACAAGUCCGGGCUUGAAGUCAUUAAGGCAAAUUCACUUGAGGAGUAUGCAAAUGAAGGACGUGUCGCUACCAACUGCGUCGACCGGUGUCUCAUAUGUCUCGAUGACUAUGUGCCAGACGACGACCUACGUAUCUUAAGCUGUAAACAUGCAUUCCACCAAGGUUGUGUAGAUAAGUGGUUGCAGACUGGAAGGAACAACUGCCCUGCCUGUCGUUCAAAGGUACGUUUACUUGGCGGCAAGCGAUCAGUUUUUGACAUCUAUUUCAGGGCGUCGACGAGACUAGCCCCUCCACUGAACCAUCCGCUUCGAGUUCAACCAUAA